AUGUCUUCUGCUGCUGUUCGCACUCGUGCUCCGUCACUGGGCCUGACCCCGAGCAAAAGGCUGCUCAUCAAACAUAGGCACCAUUCUUUAUCCCUACCCCUCAUCUCAGAAGCUUCGGACAACCUGGAGGCAAGAGACCCGCUUGAGGGACUUCGCACAAAGUUCGUUGGAGACAUCAAUCUACCUGAGUCGGAGGAGCCACUCCUCAAGGAGUCGAAGCGUCGUUUCGUUCUGUUCCCCAUCCAUUCAGAUCUGGCAGAUGUACAAGAAGCUGAGGCUUCGUUCUGGGCUGCUGAGGAGAUGGACCUAUCAAAAGAUCUCCAUGACUGGAACAACCGUCCCAACAAGAAUCAGCGACAUUUCAUUUCCCAUGUUCUCGCCUUCUUUGCCGCCUCUGAUGGUAUUGUCAAUGAGAACCUUUCGAGCGCUUUUCUAAUGAGGUUCAGGCUGCUGAGGCUCGAUGCUUCUACGGUUUCUAUCCACUCGGAGACUUACUCACUCCUCAUCGACACCUACAUCAAGGACCCUGCUCAACGAGAAUACCUCUUGACGCCGUCGAAAUAA
Messenger RNA from Coniophora puteana RWD-64-598 SS2, 564 nucleotides. RefSeq lists its product as uncharacterized. The transcript has 4 exons. Bases 1 to 564 code for a protein of 187 amino acids. Lineage: Eukaryota; Fungi; Basidiomycota; Agaricomycetes; Boletales; Coniophoraceae. Gene Ontology annotation, molecular function: oxidoreductase activity. The record is from RefSeq and is a predicted model, not a curated record. Gene Ontology annotation, biological process: deoxyribonucleotide biosynthetic process.